Molecule: messenger RNA, 1047 nt
Organism: Vigna angularis (adzuki bean)
Lineage: Eukaryota; Viridiplantae; Streptophyta; Magnoliopsida; Fabales; Fabaceae
Exons: 4
Coding region: 61-849 (262 amino acids)
Source: RefSeq, a predicted model, not a curated record
GAGGUGGUUAGUUUUGUGGAAUAACCAAAACCUGAACUAACAAAGUGAAACUAGGUUGCAAUGCCAGGCCCUGGUCCUCACCUCAUGUAUGCCAUGGCCUCUGCUUUAGCUCUCACUACCAUCACCAAUGGAAGGUUUAGUCCUCACCACACACUUACCUACACAGUAAACGCCUUCUUUGGCCCUGAUAUUGGUUCUUUCUCAGAGUGGCUUGCUUCACUUUCUGAUGGCCCUGCUCAGUCUCUGGGAUCCGCUCUUGCAAAUCUCAUCCAUCAUCCUUUCUACUACAUACUUAUUUUGGGUCUUCCUCUCUCUUUUCUCUAUUCUCGGAUAUCCACCUAUCUUCUUCGCACACACCUUCUUGAUUCCGUCUCCAGGGUCCCCCUUACCAGGAUGCAAUGUUUUUUCUUGAUAUCUGCUGGCUCUUUUACCCACUUCUUUCUUGAUCAUCUGUUUGAGGAGAAUGGGAAAACAACCACGUACACUUGGAUUUUGAGCACGGGCUGGUGGCAAAGCAGAGCACCAGUCACCCCAGAUGCUGUUCUUGUAGUUGGCUUCUUAUGUGCUUGCUUAAUCAUCGGCUUUUUUUACAUCAACAGAGCAAGUUCUUCAAACUCCAUAAAGAAAAAGUCAUAUCAGUCGAUGCUACUUAUGAUAUGCAUAGCUUCGUUGUACUGUUUUUGGUGUGCAGUCCAGAUAUACUGGAUCAGUCCGCGUCGUCCAGCAGUUGGUGAAGAGGCUGAUCUUGGUGUUCUUGUGUUUUUAGCUCUAUACUUUUUCCUACCUUACGGUUUGUGCAUAAUGUCUAUGUCCCCAAAAGAUCCUGAUACAAAUCAAAUUCCCCUUUAACAGUAUUUAUAGUACAAUCAAUCACCAGCAAUAUGUAAAAUUCCCCAUUCAUUCCUUGUUUGGAUCAGGAUUCUUUUGACCCUGCGGUUUUUAUUCCACUUACUUGUAUAGAGUGUUCAUUGUUAUCUGUAUCUUAUUCCACUCUUCAACAUGAACCUGUUGCAAAGUGAUGGAAUGUACAAGUUCCAUUUUUUAUUA